GAUGGGCUUUGAAUCUAAUGCAGACAGCUGCAUCCUAAGUUGACAGCCCAGUGUGUGUGUUUGUGUCACUGUCAUCUGCACACUCACCAGGAGAGCACAGAGAGGCACCCAGCCAACGUCACUCACCGCGCUUUCUCUUCCUCUCCUCUCACUAAGCUGAAACAUUUUCCAUGCACCCUUAUACUGUGCCUCCUCCCAUUUGUCACGGCAGUGAAUUUGCAUACCGGCAAUUUGAUUAUCUCUCGACCGAUUUGAUCUAUUUCCUUUCUUCAUCCGGGGAGAAAUGAUGAAAAUUUGAAUUCAUAAAGGAUUGGCGACAUUUGGUUAAGAAAACUGACAGCAGGGAAACUCUGAGAAGUAGGCGAAAAUGUCUCGGCGGAGUAAACGUCUUGGGACAGUGGAGCAAGAGGACGAUAGGAUCAGCACCAGCAGUAUUGAGAGCCAUUCCUUAUAUAAAGAGGGUCCUACAAGGAGCCUGAGGAGAAAAGUGACCACCCUAAAACACGCACCAACCCCUCGCCAGUCUGCCCAUCACUCACACUACAGUGAGACAAGCUCCUACAUCACCAGAGACAAACUAGGGCAUACUUCUGAGCUUCCAGAGACAGACUAUGAUGCCUCCUACUGGGGAGAUAACUUAGUGCGCUCUCGUGUUGGCUUGGAGAGGUCAUACCAAAGCAAAAAUGGCGUCUCAGAAACACAACUCUCUUACGACAAGUCUACUUCAUCUUCUGGCUAUUCCUCUGAGGAAGAUUUUACAGGCCAGCCUGGGCCCAGUGAAGAUGUUACACGGCUUUCCCGUUGGAAAAGCAUGGCCAAGAGUGUGGCAAAACUGCCCUUGCUCCUGUUCUACUUCCCAGGGCGUGUGUUUGGUCUCCUGUACUGGUGGUUUGGUACCACAUGGUACCGUCUUACCACCUCUGCUUCUCUCCUGGAUGUCUUUAUCUUAACCAGGCAUUACAGCAUGCUAAAGAAGCCUCUGAUUAUCCUCCUUCUCCUGCUCUUAUUAGCUCUGCUUGGUGCAGGAUUAUGGCAUUUCUAUCCCUAUGGGCUUGGUGGUUUGACUAUCAUCCCUACAUCAUUAUUUUCUGUAAAGCACACACCCAAGGGCGAGGGAAUCCCACUGAAACAAGAGGAAACAAGAUCACAAGCACAAUCUCUUUUAUCUGAGGCAGAGUUUAUCUCUCGCAUGGAGUCAUUAGAGAGAAAGUUCCACAGUCUGGAAAAAGGACUGACCUUGCUCCAACAACAGAACAUGGCAAAACCCAAGGAAACAGAGGUUCCAAGAGAUGUUGGGGUUAGUCGGGAAGAAAUUUUUCAGAUAUUUUCAGAGCUGUCAAGUGAUAGGGAAGCUGCACUGAUGGACAGCAUCCAACAGCAAGAGGCCACAAAGGCCAAGAAUAACUUGAGGAACCUGAGAGAAGAGCAGCAAGGAAACCUUCAGGAAAUGGUACAGAAGAUGCAUAAUAUGUUUAAGGAUGUGGAAGCAGAGAUUGUGCAGCUGAAGACAGAUAUGAAAAGUUCUGCCACAGAUGACCUAAACAAGAACCUUGUGGAGGUAGAAGGAAGACUAAGUGGUGAACUUCUGGGGAUAAAAGAACAACUGAAGGCUGUAAGAAAGACUCAAGCGGAUUUGUCACAGCAAGUGGAAACUGUCCCAAAGCAAAUACAGGGUGUAAGAGAUGGAGUAGAAUUGCUCUUUCCAAAAUGGCUUCGGACCCAAAUGGAAGAUGGUAGAACUGGACCUCUUGCUGAGCUCUUUCUACGUCGGGAUGAGCUCCAAAAACACUUGGUGGAGCUAGAGAGGAAGAUAUUGGCAGGCAUAGCAACAGAAAGGAAUGAAUGGGCAGCUCGUGCUCACACCUCUGUAGACAGAGAGUUGCAGGCAGGAGGACUAUCUGGUAUAACCAGAGAGGAGGUCCAUGAGAUUGUAAAUCGUGCAAUCCAAACAUACAGUGAAGACCGUAUUGGGAUGGUGGAUUACGCUCUGGAAUCUUCAGGAGCCAGUGUCAUAAACACAAGAUGUUCUGAGACAUUUGAGACAAAGACAGCUCUUCUUAGUCUGUUUGGUGUCCCUCUUUGGUACCAGUCCCAGUCUCCUAGAGUCAUUCUUCAGCCGGAUUUGAACCCAGGAAAUUGUUGGGCUUUUCGAGGGUCUCAGGGUUAUGCAGUUAUUCGUCUGUCCAGCCCUAUCCACCCAACAGCAGUAACUAUUGACCACAUACCUCGCUCCUUGUCACCUAAGGCCACCAUUUCCAGUGCACCCAAGGACUUCUCUGUCUAUGGUUUAGAGGAAGAGUCACAGAAAGAUGGACUUCUGUUGGGAAAUUUUACCUAUAAUCAGUAUGGGAAACCAAUACAGACUUUUUCUAUACAGGGAGGCGACAUACCCACUUAUCAGCUGGUGGAACUGAGAAUUCAGAGCAACUGGGGCCACCCAGAAUACACCUGUAUUUACCGUUUCCGUGUUCAUGGCGAGACAGAGGUGUAGCCAAGUGUAUGGCGCCAGACUUCAACAGGAAAACUGCAGCACCAUGCGGGAGUUCCACUCUGUGCAUCACAGAGCCCACACUCCCUGCUUAUUAUUACAGGCUUCUCCUAUGAGGAUCUAGUCUGAGAGCCAGUCAUAUUCCGCUUUCUGUAACAGAUCCCCAGCUUCACCAGCGCUGACAUUUAAAGACCAGAUCAGAAGGAGCCCCUUUUGCUUCAGCCUGUAAUAAGCUUUGAAUGCAUCUUAAAAUCCUACAAAAAGUUAUUUUGCUACACGAAGUAAGUUAAGUAAAAAAACAAAGUAUUUCUAAGCAAUGCCAAGGGAUUGGAGGCAAAUGUGUAGCUAUGUAAGGAGCCCUCCUACAAGCCAGACAGGACAUAGGAAAACAUUAGGCCUGCAUCUGUCCAACUGAGAAUAAUUAUAACAUAAUGUAACAAUGCAAAGUGCAGGGAUAACGCUUGUACUUAUGGGAUGCUCCCCCUACUCACUUCCCUCCUAUGUUAGUAGUGCUGCCCUCAUGCAUAGAAUGAAGGGGUAUAAACAUUUGUGCUUGCAAUUGCAGCCAAUGGCCAUUGAUAUGACAUUAUUUUGCCCUCCAGUUGGCCAGUGGCAGGGCUAGCUUUAGGGUAGAGAAGAAAGGGCAGGUGCCAGUGGCUGCCAAUAGUGAUGAGUGAAUCUGUCCAAUAUUUCCCAAACAAUUGCAAAACGCAUUGAAGUCAAUGGGCGUUUUUUCAUGGUGAAAUUUGGUGUAUAAUUUCACUCAUCACUGGCCGCUAGUAUGAAAGGGGCCCUAUGGGGUGGGGGCAUAGUAGGUAAAAAGGGCUUUUUGGAACCAUUGUUGGAUAUUUUUAUUAUAUACAUCAGGUGCAUCCAAACUGCAGUCCCCCAGCUGUUAUUGUACCUCAGUUUACUGAACAACAGCUGGAGGGUUGCAGGUUGAAUAUUACUGACCCAUGUAAUUUCCCCCCGCUGAUAUGGGCCCCAGCCUUCUCUUUCUCUGCUCCUGCUAAAAGUAUAAAAGAUCUUCGUUAAUAAGAAAUAACAAGUCACAUGACUAAGGUAGUUUUAGGAAGAUGUUUUUCAAAAGUUGUGGUUUGGUUGUACAUGUAUAUAUAUGUAUUUGUUCUUAAUUUGCACUUAACUGCCUGGGUUUAUGCACUGGUAAUUUAAUGACAUGGACUGACCUCCCCCCAGGCAGUAUUACAUGGAAGUUGUCACAGUAUUAAAUUCCCAGCCAAACUGAAGUUCUGUACAUGAAGUUCCAAUUGGGUAUUCCACACCGGCGCAAUAAUCAUAGAAAGGAAUCAAGGCAAUAGCACUGGGUCGUUCCCACUAUAGGCACAUCCGGACUGCUGAAUCCAGCUCCAGCUGAACUUCCACCCCAUGGCAUCCUUCAGCGGCUGGAGGGCCACAGGGUAGAAACCUAUAGUAUUCUGUUUUUAGAAGCAAAUAAGUGUGUUCUUUGUUUAGUAUAUACACCUGUGGUCCUCCCACAUUUGCUGAACUGCAGCCAAAGGCAGUUGUAGGAUUCUGUGAGUUUUAGUACAGCAACAGAGAGGGCCGCAGGUUGGGCAUUCCUCAUUCACACAACUCUGGCCCUGGCUAUUUAAUGUCAUUGUAUAUUUUAUAUGUAUAUGUGUUCCUUUGUGUAUCUGGAGUUGCACUGCCCUGCUUAUGUUAUUCUAGUUACUUCCUCUCCUAUUGCCAUUGCCCAGUCAUAAGUCAUUUAGUAAGGUGUCCUAAUGUUAAUUACCACUGAAUUUUUCUAGCCUGUGGCACACCUUGCAGUCUGACAUUUUGACAAGGGCUAUCGUAAGUAAUCAUGGGCCCCCAUAAUACUAAGUUAUCAGCUCCCUCCCACCCCAGGAGGACCCAAUAAUUAGCACUGCCAAUAAGCAGAAUGAAGCUUCAACAAAAAAUAAUAUCCCAUGCAUGCAUGUUCAUGUCCCUGGUCUGCCUGGCCACACCCCAUUAUGCCAAAACCCCAAUUAUUCACCCAGACCCCACCCCAUUUACAACCUGCAAAUUACACAUUUGAGUUUCUUCAGGCACCCCUGUGCCAUAGCGUCCCACCUUGAUAGCAGCCAUGAUUCUGAUGUGCUCUCAGACAGCAACAGUAAAAUACUGCCUGGCAGAGUGAGUAUCUCUGGGUUCCAAAUGUCACUGCCAGCUCCUGCCAUGGGCACACUUUUCCCCUUUCUUUUGAAAGCAGCACAGCAGUCUGAUCACUCCUACCUGCUGUCAAACCAUGGGCAUUUAAAGAGAGAUAGAGACAGGUAUUGGUACAUUGUACUCCAACAUUACAAGCCCCCCAGGUACCAGAUCUUUUACA
This is a messenger RNA of Xenopus tropicalis (tropical clawed frog), 4823 nucleotides long. RefSeq names its product Sad1 and UNC84 domain containing 2 (gene sun2). Lineage: Eukaryota; Metazoa; Chordata; Amphibia; Anura; Pipidae. The transcript has 19 exons. The record is from RefSeq and is a predicted model, not a curated record. Gene Ontology annotation, cellular component: nuclear inner membrane. Bases 368 to 2491 code for a protein of 707 amino acids.